AGAAUGCAGCAGGCCCACGCAAACAACAACGUGUAUAAAUAGCUUAAAUUAGCCUGUUUUUGCCUAAGUACAUUAACUCAAAAGGAAACUUGGUUUAAGAAGUUCACUCUAAAAAUAGCGCAAGAAGCAUCACUGGUCCAUAAAGAGAAAGGGGUGGAGUGGGUUACGUCAUUUCAACACCUUUUAAGGUAAAGGAGGAGGGAAUCCUCUUGAACUCAUUAGCCAAUCAGGUUCUGAAGACGCUUCCCAAGACGACUUCCUGUCUCUCCACUUUCUUUCCCUCUCCGUUUUGGUGGGCUGGUUGAAGAUGAAAUCCACUGAGGAGGGAAGUCCGGCACCCUGUGUGCCAGUCCAGAACUGGCCCAUGUGUAGACCCCCUGAAAAUCAUAUGGGCUUGGAUUUGGAUAUUCUCAACAGAAAGGGUUAAAGGCUGAUGGUACCUAAAGCCUGGUACUUGAAUUUUGAUCAAGAUAAGCUGCCUUAAGUUCUCUUCAUUACACGUAUGUAUGUCUUUUCUAUCUAAAAAGCCUAGCUUAGAGAUUCUUUGAGUUAGCAUUGUAUCCUGCAAUGCUAGGUGGCACCGAGUAAAUUGGAAUAGAAUCAAAAGGAAUGAAAUGAUCCUAGGUAAUUGAUAGAUCCUGUGGUUCAACUGGAUUUCUAGAUAGAAGCUGGAUUCAUGUGAUGCCAGAGGAGUAGAAUUUCAAGAGACUGAAACCAGAUCUGAGUUUCACUGUUCCAGUCUGGACCUCUUUGGUGCUGUAAAUCCUGGAUAUACGGUAGAUGAGUACUGCGUUUUUCUUUUAUGGACUCUUCAGCUUCUGGAGACCUCACUAUCCUAUUAUGUCUUUGUGUGAAGACAUGCUGCUUUGUAAUUAUCGAAAGUGUCGCAUCAAACUCUCUGGCUAUGCAUGGGUCACUGCCUGCUCUCACAUCUUCUGUGAUCAGCAUGGCAGUGGUGAGUUUAGUCGCUCACCAGCUAUCUGUCCUGCCUGCAACAGUACCCUUUCUGGAAAGCUAGAUAUUGUCCGCACAGAACUCAGUCCAUCAGAGGAAUAUAAAGCUAUGGUAUUGGCGGGACUGCGACCAGAGAUCGUGUUGGACAUUAGCUCCCGAGCACUGGCCUUCUGGACAUAUCAGGUACAUCAGGAACGUCUCUAUCAAGAAUACAAUUUCAGCAAGGCUGAGGGCCAUCUGAAACAGAUGGAGAAGAUAUAUACUCAGCAAAUACAAAGCAAGGAUGUAGAAUUGACCUCUAUGAAAGGGGAGGUCACCUCCAUGAAGAAAGUACUAGAAGAAUACAAGAAAAAGUUCAGUGACAUCUCUGAGAAACUUAUGGAGCGCAAUCGUCAGUAUCAAAAGCUCCAAGGCCUCUAUGAUAGCCUUAGGCUACGAAACAUCACUAUUGCUAACCAUGAAGGCACCCUUGAACCAUCCAUGAUUGCACAGUCUGGUGUUCUUGGCUUCCCAUUAGGUAACAACUCCAAGUUUCCUUUGGAUAAUACACCUGUUCGAAAUCGGGGUGAUGGAGAUGGAGAUUUUCAGUUCAGACCAUUUUUUGUGGGUUCUCCCACAGCACCUGAACCCAGCAACAGCUUUUUUAGUUUUGUCUCUCCAAGUCGUGAAUUAGAGCAGCAGCAAGUUUCUAGCAGGGCCUUCAAAGUAAAAAGAAUUUGAGCCACGCAUGGUGUCACGCACCUCUGAUCCUAGCUACUUAGGAGGUUGAGGCUGGGAGGAUCACUUGAGCCCAGGAGUCUGAGGCUAUAGUGAUCUAAGAUCAUGCUACUGCACUCCAGCCUGGGCAACAGAGUGAGACCCUGUUUCUAAAAAAAAAUAAAGAUAAUUUAGCUAACUUUACAGAAUGUUUCUAUGUUCAUCUUCAGUGAUUUCAUUUAGCAAAUCUUUUUUCUAGAUAGGACUCCCCAGCUUCCCUGUGCUUUUAAGUCUCUGAAGUUGUUUUCACAUUAUCAACAUAACAAACUCAUUGGCAGUGGGGAGUGGUUUAGAGUCUGGUUUCUUUGUUUCUAUUAUUUAAAGCAUAAGCAUUUUAUUAAUCUCAAUUCCAUUGUGAACUGCUGAAUUUUCAUCCCUAGUGUGAGAAGGUCACAAUAGUAUUUGUUUCAAUAGAUAACUGUUUCUCCCUGGGCUGUUUCUGACUGAGCUGUGUUGUUUAUACCUUAAGUACCUGUGUUAUAUGCUACAUGUUGCUUUGAAUUCUGGUAUUUAUGCGUAUCUGUAUAUGUAAGUAUGUUAAUGUACACUGAUAUUUUGCUGUAUUUGCCAGUAUGUUUAUGUGAAAAUUUUGGUCUUGGAAAAUGGUGGGUGAUGUGUGGCUUGUUAUUUGGGUAUGUGUAUUUAUUUGUAUGUAUUUAUGUAUUUACCUUCAUAUUAACUUGUUUGGAGGUGUGCUUAUGUCAGUGAACGAGAGUACAAUUUGAUGCAUGUAUGUUCAGUCCCUAUUUGUAUUUAAAAAUAACUCACGUUGAUGAAGUUAUUUUUUAAAGUUAAUUUUUUUGGCAUUUAUAGUCAGCCCUCUGUAUCCAUAGAUUCUGCUUCUGCAGAUUCAGCCAACCAUAUAUCAAAAAUAUUUGAGAAAAAAUAAAAAUAAUAAUAUAACAAUAAAAAAAUACAAAUUAAAAACCAAUACUAUAUAACAGCUAUUUGGAUAGCAUUUACAUUGUAGGUAUUAUAAAUAAUUUAGAGGUGAUUUAAAAUAUUUGGGAGAAUCUAUAGGUUACCAUGCCAUUUUAUAAAAGUGACAUGAGCAUCCAGGGAUUUUGGUAUCCGUGACGGUUCCUGGAACCAGUCCCCCAAAGAUACCAAAGGAAGACUGUAUUUUAAAAUAAAGCUACUUCUUUACCUUUUUGUCAACUGUUGCCUUGGUUUUACUUAUUUAGGAAUGCACUUCUGCGGAAAGUUUACCAAUGUGUUAUUGAUCUUAAGAGACUGUAUUAAAAUAAUUAAAAAGAUUUAUUUACUGUU
Messenger RNA from Pongo pygmaeus (Bornean orangutan), 2979 nucleotides. It is a transcript of the gene CCNB1IP1, whose product is annotated as cyclin B1 interacting protein 1. Gene Ontology annotation, biological process: reciprocal meiotic recombination. Lineage: Eukaryota; Metazoa; Chordata; Mammalia; Primates; Hominidae. Bases 781 to 1674 code for a protein of 297 amino acids. The record is from RefSeq and is a predicted model, not a curated record. The transcript has 7 exons. Gene Ontology annotation, cellular component: synaptonemal complex. Gene Ontology annotation, molecular function: ubiquitin protein ligase activity.